Chenopodium quinoa (quinoa) is the source of this 4672-nucleotide messenger RNA. RefSeq names its product ubiquitin carboxyl-terminal hydrolase 26-like. The transcript has 15 exons. Lineage: Eukaryota; Viridiplantae; Streptophyta; Magnoliopsida; Caryophyllales; Amaranthaceae. Bases 213 to 3446 code for a protein of 1077 amino acids. Gene Ontology annotation, biological process: protein deubiquitination. Gene Ontology annotation, cellular component: nucleus; cytosol. Gene Ontology annotation, molecular function: cysteine-type deubiquitinase activity; cysteine-type endopeptidase activity. The record is from RefSeq and is a predicted model, not a curated record.
CAAGAUUCCUAUUUCCUACAGACAAUCAACAGUAAUACUCUGAAAUUCACAAAUUAAGAACAGAAGCCAAAGAGGUGAAGAGCGUUCUUUCUAUUUCCCCCAAAUCGAAGAUCAAAUUAGAAUAUUUUAGGUCUACAAGUUCUAAAUUUUCUAGAAAAAUUGAAUUUACCCACUCGCUACUUUCUAGCUCAGGGGCCAAAUAGGUUGUUACAAUGAGCCGGCCGUCUACUCGUAACAAGAAUAAGCGCAAUAGGCCGGAGGAUGAACUUGAUGCAAAAUCUGAAAUUUUGAGGAGGAUUCACUCAACGGGAAAUGUAACAGAUGAUGAUUUAGCACAGCUUUACAAUAUUAGAAAGACUAAUUGUCAUGGGUGCCGUGUUAAUACAAAGGACAAUCCUAACUGUUUCUGUGGGCUGAUUCCACCCCCAACUGGAAGUCGUAAAGCUGGUUUGUGGCAAAAGGUUUCAGAUGUAAUUAGUUCAUAUGGUCCUGAUCCAACGAAGGAUCUCAGGUCUUCAGUCGAAUCUCCUGCGGGUUUGACAAAUUUGGGUGCUACAUGCUACGCCAACAGCAUACUUCAAUUCCUUUACAUGAACAAGGAUUUUCGUGAGGGCAUUUUUUCUGUUGAGCCGCAUGUCCUUUUGCAGCAGCCAGUGUUGGAUCAAUUGGCACGUCUUUUUGCACAGUUGCAUGGUAGUAAGAUGGCUUUUAUUGACUCAGCACCUUUUAUAAAAGCUCUUGAGUUGGACAAUGGUGUUCAACAGGACAGCCAUGAGUUCCUCACUUUGCUUUUGUCCUUGGUUGAACGAUGCCUUAGCCAUUCUGUGGUCCCUGAAGCAAAAACUAUUGUUCAAGACCUUUUUAGGGGAAGCAUGUCACAUGUUACCAGAUGUUCAAAAUGCGGGCAAACAUCUGAAGCUUCUUCAAAUCUGGAGGACUUCUAUGAACUGGAAUUGAAUGUGAAGGGCUUAAAGAGUUUAGAUGAAAGUUUGAAUGAUUAUCUUAGCGAGGAAAAACUUGAAGGGGAUAAUCAGUAUCACUGUGACUCAUGUGGGACAAGAGUUGAUGCUACUCGCAGUAUUAAAUUGCGCACACUGCCACCUGUACUGAACUUUCAGCUUAAGAGAUGUGUUUUUCUCCAAAAGACAACAACAAAAAAGAAAAUCACAUCUGCAUUUUCUUUCCCGGAGGAGCUGGACAUGGGAAAAAGACUGUCGGAGCCCUCAGAAUCAGCUUUUAUUUAUGGCUUAUCUGCAGUGUUGGUUCACAAGGGAACUGCUGUCAACAGUGGUCAUUAUGUGGCUCACAUCAAGGAUGAAAGCAGUGGACAGUGGUGGGAGUUUGAUGAUGAACAUGUUUCAAAUUUGGGUCAUCAUCCUUUUGGUGAAGGGUCAUCGUGUUCUGCCUCUAAGACAAAUGGUACAUCUACCCAAGAUGUUAAGACUUCUGUUUCAGAUGAAAAUCACAUUGAUGUUGACCAGCAUGGGUCGUUUAAGGCUAAUAGUCGUGUGGAGAGGUAUUCUUCAAGUGAUGCAUAUAUGCUGAUGUAUACUCUUAGACCUAGAAAGAGUUGUCAGAAUGGGUCAACAGGGCAUAAUGCUAUUACUGAGAAAAUUGCUGGGGCUUCAGUUCCAGUUGACAGUAGUCUUUCACUUCCACCUCAUCUUGCUGAUGAUAUAAAAGCACAAAAUGAUAUUUACCUUGAAUUGUGUGAAAAUUACAAUACGAGAAAGGAACAGGAAAUAAACACCAUCACAGAGCGAAGACAAGAAGUCCGUUCUAUUCUUUCUGAGGCACCUGUUCUUUCCCUUGAAGAACCAUAUUUCUGGAUAUCUAUGGAUUGGCUACGACAAUGGGCUGACAAUGUGACUAUCUCUGCCAUAGACAACACCAAUAUUCAGUGCAUGCAUGGGAAAGUACCAGUGUCAAACAUCGUUGCCAUGAAGCGGUUGUCAGCUAAAGCUUGGACCUUGUUAUACUCCAAGUACAAUGGAGGUCCUUGUCUGGGCAGGGAUGACUUUUGCAAGAUUUGCUUAACUGAUUCUGCACGUGCCAUUGUUACUGCUGAUAGCUAUCGAGAUCGAAGGGCGUACAUGAAAGAAUUUGCGGAAGCUGCACUUGCAGGGAGUUGUCCGGAUGGUAAACAGUAUUAUAUCUCCAAACCAUGGUUACAGCAGUGGUUGCGGAGAAAAGCUAGCGAUAACCCCUCUGAAGCAGAUGCAGGACCUACAGCUUCAAUAAGGUGCCCCCAUGGGCAACUCAUGCCUGAGCAAGCUACUGGUGCUAAGCGAGUGUUAAUCCCUGAGAGUCUCUGGAUUUUUCUGUAUGAAAAUUCUAAUCUGGUAAAACCAGAUGAUCAGUUGGGAUGUUCAACAUUUUCAUCAGAUGCAGAGACAUGUACCGAGUGUUGUUUGGAGCUCACCGAGGUUGCUUCUUGGGAGGAUACUCUAAGAGAAAUCAAGUUGAAGCAGCGCCAGAACCAUGAGAAAUUGGCUCUUGGAAAGGCUGUUCAACUUUCUUCAAAUUGCAAGUACUACUUGUUACCAUCUUUUUGGCUGUCAACAUGGAGAAGCUAUAUUAAUACAAGUGGCAAAAAUAGUUCUUCAACGGCAAAGCCUGAGAGGCUGGAUAGUGUUAUCCGUUCACUUAUAUGUACCACACAUUCUCGAUUGCUGGAGAGGCCUUUGGGCUUGACAUGCAAACGUGGGGUGAUAUUGCAGAAGUUCUCUGCGACAGAAGGCCUGUUAAUGGUGAGUGAAAGUGACUGGAGACAUUUUUGUGAAGAAUGGGAUGGAAAAGAAGAGAGAGGCAUACUGGCUGAGAUUGAAUUUAAGAACUCGGCUGAGGGACAUUGCCAGGAGAUGCCAUUUACUGAGGAGCAUAUGAACGAAGAUCAAAGUGAUGAGUUUGAGUCUAGGGAGCCUGUGAUAAAGACUUCUCCUGAGGUAUGUGAAGAAUGCAUUGGAGAAAAGGAAAGCUGUGAGUUAAUGCGGAGGCUUAAUUAUAGUAAUGAGGACAUUUGUGUUUGCUUUGUACGCGGUAAGGAACCUCCCAAAUCUAUUUUAGAAGCUUCUGGGAACAAUUGUGAGGCAGAUCGUCGGACCUCCAAGCGUUCUAGAAAGACAUCAUUUGGAAAUUCCAAGAAUUUAACAGUUUCAGGUUCUACAACAAUUUAUCAGUUAAAGAUGAUGAUCUGGGAAUCUUUCGGGGUGGUUAAAGAAAACCAAAUACUUCAUAAAGGAUCCAAGGUGAUUGAAGGUGAAGCUGAUACUCUUGCUGAUCUCAACAUAUUCCCUGCAGAUGUGCUAUGGGUGACUGAUUCAGAAAUCCAUGAGUAUCGUGAUAUAGCUGAUGAACUUUCAGAGCAGAAGUUUGAUGUGCGAGAAGCUGAAGAAGGGUUUCGUGGAACACUGUUGACUUCUAAUUCUGCUUCACAAGUGGUCUAAAGGACUGGAUUCUAAAUCUUUAUAUUGUUUAUUUAUAGUACUGGGAGCAUGUCUUGCUUUGACUUUUUCAAGGGUGGCUGUCAUUUUGGUAUCUCUUGGCUUUGUUUUCGUUGUAUAUUGGAGGAUUUUUCCCCACUUCCGACAGGGGAUUGAGAUGUGCCUGCUGUAUCGUGAUGUUUGAGAAGAGAGGGCGAGGGGAUCAAUUUUGAUGUCAAAGAAUCCCCUUUGAUCUAGGUUUGCAAUUGCCGGUGUGGAUUUCAUUGUAUUAUAUUGGUUUCUCCAUUUAUAGUUGAAUGGAGCUGUAGAAUAGCUUUAUGAACACAAAUACUUGGAUUUUUGCUAUACCGGUUGAUCAAUGAAAAGGCCUUUUGUUGUCUUCUCAAAACACAACCCCUUUUCCAGGUUCAUCUUAUAACUCGUCCCUUCUUUUUACUAUCAUGUAUAGGCAUGUAAAUAUCUCCUGGGUUGGCCCUUAUACCUGGAUUUCAUGCAUGCUUAAUUGUGCAACUUCAAAUUCCUUGGAAAAUCGCAAGAAAUACAAAGGUCGAAAGCGAAAAGGUACUAAUUUUACAACGGGACUUUAGAUUUGGGGUGUUAUAGAUAUAGUAAAGCCAAGAUAAACUUUAUGCAGGCUGAUAAUAGCAGCAGUAUGCCCUAUAUCUGAACUUUUUGUUAGCCAGGUCUUCCUCAAACUUGUCUUAAACGAUAUGAUUGAAUGCACUAUAUGAAUGCUUUGAAAUUUAGAGCUUUUGGUAUGAAUCUAUAAAAACCCUUUUAUUUAUUUAUAUAUUUAUUUUUAUUAAUAAUAUACUCUGUCGGAGUACUAUUUCUAAAUGUUCUUUGUAAAAUAAAAAAAAAAUUAAAAAAAUUAAAAAACCAUGAAGAGGAGGGAGUCAGGGAGUAAAGUCCAUUUUUAAAUUCAAAAUUAAGUCACUUUUAUAUUUGUCUAUAAAGAAUAUAGAAUGCUCUUUAGAGACAUGAUUUUUACAGCACAAAACUUAUUCUAUUGAUUUAUUCUAAAAUAUCAUGAGUUACUCUUCUUUGUAGAAAACUCCCCUUUAUUUGACAAGGUAAAAAAAAUUUAAAAAAAUAAAAUAAAAUAAAAUGAAAAGAAACAAAAUUCGAAUAAAACCAUUUGGGAGUUGGGACAUCAUCUUUAUUAGCACAUCAUAUCCUUGUUUCAUAACCUCUACUUUUCUCUCUACCAAUAAUAAGGAAAAUAAAUG